CGAAAGACCAGGCUGCAGAGAGAAGCAGCAGGAAUCCCAGCGCCAGUGUGUGUGUCUGUGUCUCUGGAACGUUGUCAUAGCAUCCUCCUUCCUGGACCAGCUCCCGCCACGGGCUUCACAUCUUCCUCGGCUAAAGCAGAUGAAGUCAUCGGAUAUUGACCAGGAAUUAUUCACGGAAAGCUACUGCAAAGUGUGCAGCGCUCAGCUAAUAUCGGAAUCUCAGCGCGUGGCUCAUUAUGAGAGCCGGAAGCAUGCGAGCAAAGUUCGACUUUACUAUAUGCUCCAUCCACUAGACGGAGGCUGCCCUGCAAAGAAACUACGGUCAGAAAAUGGCAGCGAUGACGAUUCGGUGGAUAAGAACAAAUGCUGCACGCUCUGUAACAUGUCCUUUACUUCGGCAGUCGUGGCUGAGUCACACUAUCAAGGGAAAAUCCACGCCAAAAGAUUAAAACUGUUGCUAGGAGAGCAGCCAGGUUUAAAGGCCACAGAGACCAACCUGAGUUCCCUAAAGCAGCCACAUGUGGAUAGCUCUCCAGUGGUGUCUCCGUCCCAUCAGAGGAGAGACUCCGACAGGUACUGUCAGCUCUGCGCGGCUUGGUUCAAUAACCCCAUGAUGGCGCAGCAACACUACGAUGGGAAAAAGCACAAAAAGAACGCAGCCAGGGCUGAUUUACUAGAGCAACUAGGGAAGACGCUGGACCUAGGAGAGUUAAGAGGUCUGAAGCGGAGCUAUACUUGUAACAUCUGUAACGUCACUCUAAACUCAAUAGAACAGUAUCACGCACACCUGAAGGGCUCCAAACAUCAGACGAACCUGAAGAACCAGUGAAUGGACAUCCAAGACAGUGAGAAUCAACUGUCUAUUUCUUCUACAACGAAGAACCCUUGGCCUAUGGAAUAGGAUGCUUUCUUGGACUAUGAGCAUUUCCUGUGUGGCGUCAUUAAUGUAUAGCUAAUCUUUGCUUUGGGCAAUGAAUGGAUUUUGCUUUUAUUUUUAUUUUGUGGUGAGUAACAAGAUUAAGAUGGAUUUUUUUACCCUUUGGAGAUAGAAUCUAUAUAUUCGACAUAAAAUCAAGAGUAUGUUUAAAAAUGUAAGAUAUAUCGUCCAUCUUCAGAGACCAUUGGAAUAAAAUAUUUUUUCUUUUUUCAUAUUUAUUCUUAGAUUUCUUCAGAGAGUAUAAGAUCCUAUUAAAUUAUCCAUGAUUGUGAUGUAAGUAACCAGUCUUCAGCAAGAAAUAAACAUAAUAU
Messenger RNA from Elgaria multicarinata webbii, 1248 nucleotides. It is a transcript of the gene ZMAT4, whose product is annotated as zinc finger matrin-type 4. Gene Ontology annotation, cellular component: nucleus. The record is from RefSeq and is a predicted model, not a curated record. Lineage: Eukaryota; Metazoa; Chordata; Lepidosauria; Squamata; Anguidae. Bases 140 to 829 code for a protein of 229 amino acids. Gene Ontology annotation, molecular function: zinc ion binding; nucleic acid binding. The transcript has 7 exons.